GUGAGCAGCCCCGGGCUGGGUUCGCGCAGCCCCCCAGCACCUCUCGGCCCCCCGGUACAGCUGCCGCGACCUGGGUUUAUGCCCCCCCGCCGCAUGGGGCUAGCUGUGCUGGGGGGGUAAUGCAGCCGGCGUGCCUGGGGGCUGGCCAGCGUGGGGUGCGCCCUGGGGUUGAUUAUGGAGCAGCCACAGAGAUGGCUGCCUGGUACCGGUUUCGGUGGGGGUUGGGCCGCUGCAGAAGUGAUGGGAAGGCAAGGUUUAGAUUUUGGGGGAGUUGGGUGCCUUGAUAAGGCAGGGAGGUGGGCAUGCUGAUUCUGGGGCUAGAAGGAAGUGGCCAGAAAGGCAGCUUCCUAGCACUGGGGUUUUACUUUCGAGCAGUAUCUGUGCAACAUUGCAAGCUGGGAGGGGGCAGCAGCAGGAUUAGGUUCCCAUAGUGGGGUUCAUAACGGAGUAGUGAGGGAGAUGCCCCCCCUUCUAGAGUUUAUGAGAGUUUGUGCUGGGGAAGUAUCUAGGUAAUGGCUUAUGAGAGAGUAGCCAAGGAGGUUACUGAACCAUGCUCAGAGAGAAAAUUCACAGUUGGAGACCAAUUCUGGAAUCCCAAGGCACAUUUUGAAACAAAGUUGGAUUUCUUUGUGAACUCUCUGAGCAGUUCCCAUAAGCGUCCUUCCCACACGCUGACUCCUGUGGGAAUUCUGAGCCUCAUUCAGACAUGGCCUUUCAGAGAACGGAGGGAAUGUCCAUCAUCCAGGCCUUGGCAAUGACAGUGGCAGAAAUCCCUGUGUUUCUUUAUACGACAUUUGGGCAGUCUGUCUUCUCUCAGCUGAGACUCUCGCCAGGCCUGAGGAAGGUGCUGUUUGCUACAGCUCUUGGGACAGUUGCCUUAGCUCUUACCGCGCACCAGCUGAAGCGGCGUCGACGUCGAAAGAGACAGAUCACCCCAGAAAAGUGUGGCAUUAAGCCUGGAGGAGUCCCUGCCCUCUCUUUACCAACCAAGAAGGUCCCUUCAGUGAAAAAAGGAUACUCCAGCAAGAGAGUACAAAGUCCUAGCAGCAAGAGCAAUGACACACUCAGCGGGAUUUCCUCCAUUGAGCCAAGCAAACAUUCCUGCUCCUCCCACAGUCUAGCCUCGAUAGUGGCUGUGAACUCUUCCCGCCCAACACCAGCAUCUGCAGGGCCCUGGGAGACGAGAGCGAUGGAAGAUCCUGGAGCAGCUGGCGACUCUAGUGCUGAAAACCUCUACAUUCAAGGGAUGGAGCUAUUUGAGGAGGCACUGCAGAAAUGGGAGCAGGCAUUGACCAUAAGGCAGAGAAACAACACUAGCACUCCAGUUUCUUGGGACAACACAAAACAUGAAGAAACUAUGUCUGAGGAGUUGCCUGAGGAGUCCCAGAAAAAGGAGUUUGCAGAGAAGCUUGAAUCUCUCUUGCACCGGGCAUAUCACCUUCAGGAAGAAUUUGGGUCAACGCUCCCUUUGGACAGCAUGCUGCUAGACCUGGAGAGAACUCUCCUGCUUCCCCUGACAGAUGAGUCACUGAGACUUCGGACAGAUGAUGAAGACAGUUUGACUUCUGAGGACUCCUUCUUUUCCGCUGCAGAGCUCAUCGACUCCCUCCAGAUUGGGAAAAUACCUUUUCAGCUUUCCAAGCCAGCAGCUGCAUAUGAAGAAGCUCUACAGUUGGUGAAAGAAGGGAGCGUUUCAUGCAGAACACUAAGGACAGAGCUUCUAGGCUGCUACCAUGAUCAGGAUUUCCUGGCAAAGCUCCACUGUGUCAGGCAGGCCUUCCAGGUCGUUCUGAAGGAGGAGAGCAACCAGUUGUUUUUUGGAGACGUUGGAAAGCAGAUGGUGACAGGACUAAUCACAAAGGCUGAGAAGAACCCCAAAGGUUUUCUGGAAAGCUAUGAGGAGAUGCUACAUUACGCACUGAAGCAAGACACCUGGCCAACCACUCAGCGGGAGCUGGAAGGACGAGGGGUGGUGUGCAUGAAUUUCUUUGAUAUUGUGCUGGACUUCAUUCUCAUGGAUGCUUUUGAGGACCUGGAGAACCCUCCCUCCUCUGUCCUAGCCGUCCUGCGCAACCGCUGGCUCUCAGACAGCUUCAAGGAGACGGCUCUAGCAACUGCCUGCUGGUCAGUUCUGAAAGCAAAGAGGAGGCUUUUAAUGGUACCAGAUGGCUUUAUCUCUCAUUUCUACUCCGUAUCGGAGCACGUCAGUCCUAUUCUAGCCUUUGGUUUUCUGGGGCCCAAACAGCAGCUGUCUGAGGUCUGUGGUUUCUUCAAGCACCAGAUAGUGCAAUAUUUGAAGGACAUGUUUGACCUGGACAAUGUGAGAUACACAACAGUGCAGUUGCUGGCAGAAGACAUUCUGCAGCUGUCACGGCGGCGCAGUCAGAUCCUCCUGGGAUAUUUGAGUAGUGAGACGACCCCAGAGAUGAAUGGGACACUGUCCAGUGAAAAUGGACCCCUAGAGGAGCUCAACUAAUAUUCAAUUAGGGGAGAAAAUCCAUUUUCUUAAAAGACCUUUUUCUAAGAGGUAGCUACACCACCUGUUGUGGUAAUCAGUGGCAACAAAACUAAUUCAUCCCCUGGCAUCACUGGACCUGCCCAGAAUUACUACUUUUUAUAGCCAGUAAUGUUGGCUGGAAUAGCUCCAGGACCACUCAGAGGCUUAUGAUUUGAACUUCCUCUUGUCUAUACCACCUAUUCUAUUUUUUAAAAAAAUCUUUUAGUUGUGACAAACUGCCUGGGCCCAAGAUCCUACCCUCCUGCAUUGCAAGGGACAGAAGACAAGCUGAACUAUGUGUUCUUUAAGAGCAGAUCCCUGAUACUUGCAGGGUGUGGGUGGGUAGGUAAAAUGAUGACAAGAGUCUCGCCUUGGCUCUUACCUCCUCUUUGAUUGAGAAGGUAUUUUUAAAAGUGACUUCUCUGCCAUGUCUCUCUGGACAUUACUGCUGAUUUUAACUUAUACAUUUUAUGGUAUACAAUGCUACUUUCAGAUAUGAUGGAGAGGAAGAGAAAUAAUUGUUUCCUGUGGGGAGGAAAAAUGCUUCGGUAAAGCACUGAAGACUAAAGAAUGGAAGUAAAACAUAGAUUUUGUAAUGACAGACGCUGGAAGGGAGUUUGUCCUUCAUUUCUAUGUUGUGUUGCUUUUGUAAACUAGACCCUUUCACUGGGGUUCUCGUUGAGAUACCAUUGCAGCCUAUAAUAUUCAGAAUGAGAAUGGUGGUUGUAGAAAGGGGUUGGACUUGUAUCCUAAUUAUGCAUGCAUAAAUACUUCCUCUAAUAUACAUCAGAGUGCCUUGCUGUAUUUCAGAAUUAGCCAAUAAUAAUCAGUCUCUCUCACUGGAUGAGUAUCACAGGGUCUAAAAUACACAGGUGGAGGAAGGAUGUGUAAGAUGGCACCUACUGCUGUUACUUGUAAAUGAGCAGAGUGGGAGUUUAGCUAUGAAAUGCAGACAGUAUUACAUGGUGCAGUUAUUUAAAGAGCUGGGAUUGUGGGUGAAGCUGCUGGAGGGAAGCUCUUAAAUUUCUAGUUUCACCACAUUAAACAAGGUAGUGUUUUUUUACAGUCCUCUAUGGAAUGUAUAUAUACACACACACGUUUUAAAGACAGACAUUCAGAAGUGCUCUCCUGCUGGAAUGAAAUUGUUGACCAUUAACUCAGAAGCCUUAUGAUUGAGGUUAAAAUGUGGCUCCUGCUGGUGCUGCACAGGGUUGGAUGUUAGUAUAGCAGCAUUCAGGUAACUUGGAUUUGAGACUCCCACGGUUCUUGCUGAGAAGGGUUGCAGAUGAUGCUCUCAAUAUGCUGCCACCUCCUAAUAUAAAGCCAAAAGUGAAGUCUCAGGAGGCUUCCCACAUCUCUUGGUUUGCUUAGGUUUAGUUCAAGUCAAAGAUAGUAGCCUCAAAGGGUGGAAAAGCAGCCACCAUAACAAGAGUAUUGAUGCAAAUAAGGUUCAGCUUUUACAAUUAUCUGCUUUUCCAUUUCUGCUCCAGGGAAAGGUUGGCUCCUUUUAGUUUAGGAGCUUCAUGAGCCUUGUCUGGCUGUGUUUUGCAAAUUAUGAGAAUACAAAGAUCUUACAGAAGUUGGAGUGAGCGAACUGAGAAAGUUGUGAAUUAUUCCAGUCCUCUCUAUUUCCUGGGCUAUAGUCAGAGGUUCUUCUACAAAGACAUCUACAAAGACAUCUGUGACACAGUUUCUAAUAGUAAAAGCAGACCGAAAAUAAACAGAAAAGAGUAUGAGAGAGGAUAUGAAAUGAGGAGAUAGUGUUCCCAGACUCUUGCAAAAAGCCAAGUGUAAUACUCACGUAGAUUCAUGAUCAUGAUACUCCACAAGUGCAAGAAAGAAAAAUAGUGUAGCCCAAAGACAUGACAAACAUAAUAUACAAAGACAAUUGUUUAGGCAUGAGAAAGUGAGAAGCAACAAACAAGCUACCCACACUAUAGAUGCAGCUAGAAUUCUUCUGUUGACCCAGCUACCAUCUCUGAGAGGUGCACUAACUGCAUCAACACAAAAACCUCUUUUCAGUGUAGGAAGCCAUCUACAAUACAGCAGCACAGCUGUGGACAUUAAGCCUAAGGCAUGCCUUAGGCUUAAUGAAACAAGGACUGUUGAUUUGAGAGAUGGCAAUUGACCCCAGGAAAGCUCUUCCAAGCAUGCUGGUAGGAGCCAAACAACAGUUAGAAAAGAAACACAGGAUGCUGGCAGCCUUUCAUACCCAUAUUGAUCAGAAUUAAAAUGCAGGUUUAAUUCUGAAAGCAAGUUACUUUGACCAAAAACAUUUUUUUACACCAUUUUGUGCCCUUGCAUGGCUAUUUUGGAUGAAAGAUGAACUCCAGCAGCUUUGUAGGAGUUGAAAAGAUGCUAAUGAAUGUGAAGACAAAAUAGAAUAAGGAAGAAUAAUUGAAAUUCUAAAGAAUUGACGCUAUUCACUUUAGGUUUUUAGAGUUUUUGUUGUCUGUGUAUUUGCUGCUUUGAGUGUCUUUACCUGAAUGAAGAUGAGUGGAUCAGAAGCAACCCAUCUGGCACAUGGGUAAGAAUAUUAGCUCUGACUUUCAAAUCCUUACUGGAGAGACUAAAACUGGUGGAGGGGAGUGGUGGUUGUUGUUGUUGUUGUUGUUUUUAUAAAGCAUCACCCUAUACUUGUACAAUCUUUCUUAAGCUAGGAAAAGUUAAUUCCUAGUCAGUCAAGAGAAGGUGGGGGGUAGGAAAUGAUCCCUUUACUCCCCUACUCAUAACCUGAUGCACUGUCCUUUUGAUGAAGGCAAAGAAUUCCUCUUCAAGGGUGAUUGUGGCUGGUAAUGCAGUUUGAUGUAAUAGUAUUUAUUUUUGUUUCUCUUCUCUUUCCCCUCCUCUCCCUCCCCCCC
Messenger RNA from Gopherus evgoodei (Goodes thornscrub tortoise), 5358 nucleotides. RefSeq names its product mitoguardin 2 (gene MIGA2). Lineage: Eukaryota; Metazoa; Chordata; Testudines; Testudinidae. The record is from RefSeq and is a predicted model, not a curated record. The coding region runs from base 707 to 2476 and encodes 589 amino acids. Gene Ontology annotation, biological process: mitochondrial fusion. The transcript is spliced from 16 exons.